UAUUUUUAUCACACUAAUGAAAUAAGAAUAAUAAUUUUCGUGAUAGGAAAAAAUGGAAGCCUUGUAUUUAACUUUGAACUCAGGUCCAAUCUCAGAACUUCUGCAUGGAAGCUGUAAACCUGAACACGUUGACGUCGUAAAGCAUGAAGUUGACGAUGAUUCUGUACAGGAUGCACUUGUUCAGAGUUCACAGGAUAUACACGAGAAUUCGUACGAGGAGGAUGAGCAAAUACCGCAGGGGGGUGAAAUAAAAAUCAAAGAAUCUGGAAAGAAAGUAGAAGACUGUGGAUCUUGUGAAAAGUGUGGGAAAAUUUUCCUCUCUAAAGUAAGACUGAAGAAACACUGGCAAAGCUGUUCUAAAUAUCACCACUGUGCACCAUGUGGAAAAUCGUUUGUUGGUUUAACAAGCCUAAAGAGACAUAUGAAGAGUCAUUGCGAGUUUUUCUCUUGUGAUAUUUGCCAAUAUAAAUUUAAGUCUCAAUCUAUUUUGGAAGAGCACAUGAACACUCAUGUAGAGGACCCUGUGAAUACACUUGAAAAGAAAGGGAAAGAAAAAACGUCUGUAAAGACAUUAACAAAGGAAAAUAGAUAUUCUUGUGACUACUGUGAAUACAAGACGAGUAAUAAUAGAAAUUUGAAGAGACAUGUUGAGCAUCUGCAUCUAGGGAUAAAGUACGAGUGUAAGGUUUGUGGAGAACUGUACGCAUCAAAAUCAAGCCUGUACAUGCACUCAAAUGUACAUACAGAUGAUCGACCUUUUAUUUGCACAGAAUGUGGAGAUCGGUUUAAAUGGAAGAAAAAUUUAGAAUCUCACAUGGAUAAUAAGCACAGUAAGAUCUCCUUCUCCUGUACCAUCUGCUUCAAACUCUUCAAAUCACAAAACUCUUUAGACUACCACAAGAAGUCACAUGACGUGAGCCUUCAAUUUCCCUGUGAUGUGUGCGGAAAACGGUUCUUUACAAAAACUAAACUAAAAAUGCACAAGAAUAUCCACACGGGACAUAAACCUUACAAGUGUAUAAAUGAAGGGUGUGGAAGAAGCUUUCACUCCAGUGAUCAGUUAUCACAUCACAAAAAGAUUUGUAGAGUCACUAAAACCCAGGAUGAUGACGGAUCCCUGGCUGUGUUCAGCAUUGUUGAAUCUUCCCAAAUCAAAUCCAAGACGUAAUCGAUAAGUAAUCUUCAAUAUCCAGAACUUACUGAUUAAUCAAUUAGAAAGCCCCUCCCUCUCUCUCUCUCUCUCCUCCAAAAUUAUGUUUUAUUGUUAAAUAUGGAUUUUAAAAAAAAUAAAUGAAUGCA
Molecule: messenger RNA, 1299 nt
Organism: Eurytemora carolleeae
Lineage: Eukaryota; Metazoa; Arthropoda; Copepoda; Calanoida; Temoridae
Product: gastrula zinc finger protein XlCGF57.1
Exons: 10
Coding region: 53-1168 (371 amino acids)
Biological process (GO): regulation of transcription by RNA polymerase II
Cellular component (GO): nucleus
Molecular function (GO): RNA polymerase II cis-regulatory region sequence-specific DNA binding; DNA-binding transcription activator activity, RNA polymerase II-specific
Source: RefSeq, a predicted model, not a curated record